GAGUUUUACCACAAUUCUGUUACCCGUUCUUAAGCAAGGUGCAAUGGAUCUACAGGUGAAGCGGCUCACAUUUUGUCUGAGCAUAUUUGUAUGCAUCUGGAAUUGGCAAAUCGGUGAAGUAAACUCCUCCGGAUGCCAUUAUUUCAGCACUGACAAGCGCGACUGGUUUGAUGCCCUGACUUCCUGCCAACGAUUAAGUAUGUGCUUGGCUGAUGUAAGCACCGCACAAACCUUCCAAGAGAUCGAAAGUAAACUGCUUGACCGCGAAGAGUAUUGGUUCGGCUUAAAUGGAUACGAGAAAAUUACCUUUAAAUACGUAUCCUCUAACCAGCCGCAGAACUACGUGCCGCCACAAUCCCAACUUUCAUUAUCAACAGCGUGUGGGUACCUAAAACCUUUGGGUCCUGACGCGUACGCUAUUAGUACAGCAUCUUGCGGGCAGCUCAAACGAUUUGUGUGCACCCCUACCGUAAAAUGCAAUGGCCUUGAGACGAACAGCAGCUUUAUUUCCAACUUCCCCACGGAAGUGCCCUGCCAGCUCAGCCCUGAAGUAUCGACUAUACUCGGCAUUUGAAUUUGUAAUGCUACGCUGCUAUUUUAAUAAAUUACUUUCAAUUGGCCUGAACCUUGAGUUCGAAACCUUA
Drosophila pseudoobscura is the source of this 644-nucleotide messenger RNA. RefSeq lists its product as uncharacterized. The transcript has 2 exons. The record is from RefSeq and is a predicted model, not a curated record. The coding region runs from base 44 to 574 and encodes 176 amino acids. Lineage: Eukaryota; Metazoa; Arthropoda; Insecta; Diptera; Drosophilidae.